GAGAGAGAGAGUCCAAAGUUGAACGGAAACCACAUGUUAGGAGAGAGAGAAAGUAUACGUACCGUUGCCACCGCAGGUAAAGAAAUAUCCUACCGUUCAAAAAACGUGGUUAGAGAAAGGAUUUCCAAAGCUAGAGAGAGAGAGAGUCUCCAAAGUUGAACAGAACCACGGCUGAGGAGGGAGAAAGAAAGUAGCUACAGUUGAGGCCGCAGCUGGAGAGACACCCUACAGUUAAACAGAGAGCAUAGUUAGAGAGAGAAAGAGAGGAUCUCCAAAGCUGGACAGAUACCGCAGCCUGAGAGAGAGAGAGAGAGAGAGAGAGUUGUACGGUUGAAUAGAAGCUCCAGUUAGAGAGAGGGGUCUACCUCUAAAGAGAAUCCGCAGUGUGAGAGAGAGAGUGUGUGUACAGUUUUAACAAAAACCGUUACAGAGAGAGAGAGAGAGAGAGAUGGCGGGCCUGGUUCUUUAGGUCCUGUCAGCUGAAAGUAUUAGAGGGACAGAAAGAGAAAAUGGUGGGAAUAUUCUCGCGUUUUUCAGGGCAAAGGUCCGCCCAUAGUCGAACACAAAGCGCCCUGGAUGAGAAAGAUGGUGUGGGUCUUAAUAGAGAGGUAGUGGUGGUGGUGCCUUCUCCUGCAGGUGGGCACGGGGUUGAGUUGGAUGUGGAGUUCAAGCCCAUAGACCACCCUCUCGAGCCACAUGACAAUGAGCAGCCUGUAAAAUGCCCGAUGCCCGAACCAUCUAUUCUCAAUGAUGGGAGAAUAUGGAAGGAAAGGCUUGCAGCGAGCGUAAGGAGGAGAGGAGAGUUGCCAGUGAUGAAGGAGGACAAUGUGGGACCUGCGGAAUCCCCCACAUACAGCUCGAGGAAGCGUCACCAGUCGCACCCUGCCAACCAUGUAAUUCUCCCAUCCUUUAGCGCACCAGAGCCCAAUCUCAUUAAAAUGCUCCAAGAGUUUGAAUCUUAGAGAGAGAGAGAGAGGGGGUUGAUUGAGGCAGAGCAUGUCUCAUUUCAUUGUUGUAAACAUGAGAGGGAGGGAGAGGGAUGGCUCAUUUGGUGGUUGUAAUUAUAAGAACCAGUUGUUCAAACACGAGUCCGCGGCUUCCGUGUACAUUAUGAAUGCUUUCUACUGGAAUGAAUUGUAAUACUGUCUCUAUUA
This is a messenger RNA of Amborella trichopoda, 1154 nucleotides long. RefSeq lists its product as uncharacterized. NCBI's taxonomy places the organism in Eukaryota, Viridiplantae, Streptophyta, Magnoliopsida, Amborellales, Amborellaceae. The record is from RefSeq and is a predicted model, not a curated record.